AAAGAAGGCUCUUAUGUAACCAGCCAGCCCGGCUCUUCCCUCCAGAGAAUUUUGUUUUUCAGCAAAUUGCUGUUGGGAUGAAGCUUUAUAGCAUUGGAGUCCUUGUAGCCAUCUUCCUCUUGUGUGAGCGGCAUGUCUUCGCUUUUCAGAGUGGCCAGGUUUUAUCUGCUUUUCCUAGAACCUCCAAGCAAGUGCAGAUUCUGCGGAAUCUUACUACAGCAUAUGAGAUUGUUCUCUGGCAGCCAGUAACAGCCGAAUUUAUUGAAAAGAAGAAAGAAGUCCAUUUUUUUGUGAACGCAUCCGAUGUAAGCAAUGUGAAAGCUCAUUUACACGACAGCACCAUCCUAUUCAGAGUCUUGGUGGAAGAAGUGAAAGAUCUUAUCCAACAGCAAACCUCCAACAACACCCUCAGCCCCCGGACCUCCUCCUCCUUCUAUGAACGGUAUCACCCACUACAUGAAAUCUACACUUGGAUGGAAAUUAUAUCUGAAAACUAUCCUGAGAUGGUUGAAAAAAUCCACAUUGGAUCCUCAUACGAGAAGUACCCACUUUAUGUUUUAAAGGUUUCUAGAAAAGAACAAAGAGCCAAAAAUGCCAUAUGGAUUGACUGUGGAAUCCAUGCCAGAGAAUGGAUAUCCCCUGCUUUCUGCUUAUGGUUCAUAGGCCAUGUAACUCAAUUACAUGGGCAAGAAAUGCUGUACACCAAUCUUCUGAGGCACGUGGAUUUCUAUGUGAUGCCACUAGUUAAUGUGGAUGGUUAUGACUUCACGUGGAAAAAGAAUCGAAUGUGGAGAAAGAACCGGUCCUAUCAUGAAAAUAAUCGUUGCAUCGGAACAGACCUGAACAGGAACUUUGCUUCCAAACACUGGUGUGAGGAAGGUGCAUCAAGUCUCUCAUGCUCUGAAACCUACUGCGGUCCUUACCCUGAGUCAGAACCGGAAGUGAAGGCAAUGGCUAAUUUCUUGAGAAAAAACAUCAACCACAUUAAGGCUUACAUCAGUAUGCAUUCCUACUCCCAGCACAUAGUGUUUCCAUAUUCCUAUAAUAGAAGCAAAAGCAAAGACCAUGAGGAACUGUCCCUAGUGGCCAGUGAAGCAGUCCGGGCUAUUGAAAAUACUAAUAAAAAUACCAGAUAUACUCAUGGCAGUGGUUCAGAAAGUUUAUAUCUAGCUCCUGGAGGUUCAGAUGACUGGAUCUAUGACUUGGGCAUAAAAUACUCGUUUACGAUUGAACUUCGAGAUACAGGCAGAUAUGGAUUCUUGCUGCCAGAGCGUUUCAUCAAACCCACUUGUGCAGAAGCUCUCGCAGCUAUCUCUGAAAUAGCUGGGCAUGUCAUCAGGAAUGUUUAAUGCCCUUGAUUCUUUCACUCUUCUUCCAUAUUUUGAUUCUCUGGCUCCCACAACACCAAAUCACUGUAGGUGCUCUAAAAUUUUAUCAGUAGUUUUGAGAAAAGAGUUUCCUCUUCCUUGGUUUUGCAAAAGAACAAGAUAAAUGCUACCUUAAAAUUAAGGCGGGGAAAAAAAUAAAUGAAUAAAAAUUUUUAAAAAAAAUAAGGCGGGAAGGGGCUCACAUUUCUCUUUUCUAAAAAAAAAAAAUGUGUAAGAGGCUGGAUACGAAUUUGGAUGCAGGAUGUCUGACUACCCACCUCAAGCGACGUGAGCAACUAGGUUCUUGCAGACCCUGGGACCCCAAGGGGAAAGGUGGCUGGAAGCGCAGCAAACAUCCCUGCCCCAGUUUCCAUGGGCUGCUUGCGCCUCUCCAAACACCACCGCGUCCUCUUGGCUCCCCCGUUGCUAGGCAACCGCCUAGCCCGCCGGGCUGGGUCAGACCAGGACACCCCCCCGCCCGCGCCCCGUCACUGCUCAGUGCACAUUUUCCGCGCAAAUGAAUGAACGGCUGUAGUUAUUUGCAACAACAGAUGCGCGGCAUCGCCAACAGCUGUGGAUUGUAAGAAAUCAUGCAAUAAAAGGAAGAAACGCUU
Canis lupus familiaris (dog) is the source of this 1981-nucleotide messenger RNA. It is a transcript of the gene CPB2, whose product is annotated as carboxypeptidase B2. The record is from RefSeq and is a predicted model, not a curated record. The transcript is spliced from 11 exons. The coding region runs from base 78 to 1349 and encodes 423 amino acids. NCBI's taxonomy places the organism in Eukaryota, Metazoa, Chordata, Mammalia, Carnivora, Canidae. Gene Ontology annotation, molecular function: zinc ion binding; metallocarboxypeptidase activity. Gene Ontology annotation, biological process: fibrinolysis; proteolysis.